GUUAAGUUCUUUAGUAUUCUUGAUCCAACAAGACCCUGUAAUUAUGUUUCUGAAAUCUCUGAUGCUGGAUUUCUUAGUCCUCUUUUCAAGGUUACCAUGGAAGAACAUCCAACUGAAGCUUUCACAAACACAUCAGCGGAUAAGUGUUGGGAAACAAUUCUUGACAGACUAAACGCUGAGAUCGAGAGGUGUAAGAGUCUAGGUGAACAAGAACUCCCUCCCUUGGAGGUUUUGCAAAGCAUUAAUGGUCAUAAAAUGUUCGGAUUCCUUAAGCCAUCCAUUAUUCAGGCCAUUGAAGCUCAAGAUCCCAGUCAUCAAUGUGUAGAGUACUGGCAUCACAAAGAACUUUCCUCUGAAUCUUCAGGCAGUGGAAAUGAUGCCUCUAAGUGCUCAAAUGGUUCAAGCAACUCUCUGGGUGAUGUCAAGACCAAACUUUUCGGCUUCAAUUUGAUAAAGCAGGAGUAAGAAGAUAACAUAGAAGGACAUUUUCGUUCAUUUGAAGAGAUGAAGUCAUUGCUACAAGGAUUCCUAAAAAAGGCCAGUCCUGCCGAGUUGAGUGCAAUGCUCAAGUUAUUUAGCUCUGAUUCACAUGUUAUUCAAUGGAGAGCGGCAUUCGUAGCGUUGAUCGAAGAGAUCCAGAAAGGUUGUAGAUAAAAGAAGAAUAAGAUCUCUCUAGUCAUUUUUCAAUUUAUUCAGUAGUUAGGUCCAUUCAUAACUAAACUGAAGAAAAUUCUGGGUAAGGCCAAAAUAUAAAAUUUUCUUUUGUUCCUAGUAAUAGAGUGAACUUGUUAGUUAGAGGUGGCUAAUGCUAUUAAACAUCCAUUGUAGUUGCUAGUGCCUUUGUCCCAUUUAUACUUUUCUUUUUUAUAUUUAUAUUUUUCUUUUUAAGCUAGCUUUUGGUGUCAAUUAGGCUUUAUUGAUUUCAUCCUUACUGAUCACCAUUUAUCUCUAAAUUUCUGUAUAUAAACAGAAAAAGAAAUG
This is a messenger RNA of Arachis duranensis, 981 nucleotides long. Its product is annotated as lysine-specific demethylase JMJ18-like. The transcript is spliced from 3 exons. Lineage: Eukaryota; Viridiplantae; Streptophyta; Magnoliopsida; Fabales; Fabaceae. Gene Ontology annotation, cellular component: nucleus. The coding region runs from base 97 to 465 and encodes 122 amino acids. The record is from RefSeq and is a predicted model, not a curated record.